AUGAUUUUGGCGGACAUGAUUCGGCGUGGCGUGAAGCCGUCCUGCGCACGUCAUCCGGGCUCUGUAUACUACUCUCUGCUGAGAGGAAGUGGGAGAGGAGUCAGACGCGGUGUUAGCUUGCGCGUGGUCACUGGCACCCACUUACAGUCCGCUGUAGCGCACCAGUCUUCUGCAGGAUCCUCUGAACCGACGAGACGGUCAACCAGAAUUUCCUCGCAGCCUAAGGCCGAGGUCAAUGAGCCUGCCAAGAAGGUUGGGGAGAAAUCGAACAAGAGGACUGCUGAGCAGCACGACGAUGACAGCCCAGUGUUGAAAAAGAACAAGGCUGAAGAGGCUGCUACUGAAGCAUCUGACGCACCAGAGGCUGCUCAAGCCCUAGCGCAUAUUGAUAUCGGAGACUCUUUGCCGUCUCUCGUUCUAAAGAAUGAGAAAGGCGAAGAUGUAGAAGUGUCAACCAUGGCCUCGGAGAAGGGUGUUAUCUUGUUCCUUGUACCCAAGGCUGAUACCCCGGGUUGCACCACCCAAGCAUGUGGAUUCCGAGAUAUCUACCCCGAUUUUACGUCGCACAACUUUGACGUUUACUGCUUAAGUGCCGACAGUCCUACUGCGCAGACAAAGUGGCAGACUAAGAAAGAAUUGCCUUAUGAUCUCCUUUCGGACUCAAAGCGAGUCUUAAUUAGCGCUUUGGGAGCAGGGGAGGGUGGCAAGACGAAGCGUAGCCAUUUUAUCUUCGAGAAAGGUGGGAAGCUCGUGGACAAGAAGAUGCCCGUGAAGCCGGCUGACAGUCCUAGGCUCGCUCUUGAGUUCGUGAAGGGCUUGAAUGCAGAAUGA
Molecule: messenger RNA, 831 nt
Organism: Sparassis crispa
Lineage: Eukaryota; Fungi; Basidiomycota; Agaricomycetes; Polyporales; Sparassidaceae
Product: Peroxiredoxin
Exons: 7
Coding region: 1-831 (276 amino acids)
Biological process (GO): cellular response to oxidative stress; cell redox homeostasis
Cellular component (GO): cytoplasm
Molecular function (GO): thioredoxin peroxidase activity
Source: RefSeq, a predicted model, not a curated record